Messenger RNA from Bursaphelenchus xylophilus (pine wood nematode), 2107 nucleotides. Lineage: Eukaryota; Metazoa; Nematoda; Chromadorea; Rhabditida; Aphelenchoididae. The record is from the annotation of a GenBank genome assembly.
AUGUCAAUAAAGCUGGCAGAGUAAGUUCAACUUUUUUUUUAUUGUUUUUAUGGGCUUAGAUCGUGAUAAUUUUGAUUGACAAGGAAGAAUUAGAGGCGCUAAGAGUUGAUAAGCUUCUUCUAUUAUAAUCAAUUGGUUUUGGACAUUUUUAGAGGGAAUUUGAUAUUGAUAUAUCUAGUAUAAUAUAAUGUUUGACGUUAGACUACUUUAUUUUUGGUGAAUUCGAUAUUUUUAGCAUCCUCCCGGCGCCGGUGAAUGCUCGAGACGAUCUCAGUUCUGAGGUAACCAGAGAUAGUUGGUUUAAAGGACGAGAAGAUGCCUUGUCGAGUGAGAUGAAAGCCGUCGUCUUGAAGGCAGUUCCAGCAUACGGCCAACGUCAAGGAUAUGUCCCAAGAACACCCGAGGUUAGUCCUUUCUAUUUUUUGUUUUAUUUUUAGAUAUGAAUUCAGUCCGAAGAUAUAUUUUUCUUGAUUUUCAGGACUUUGGAGAUGGCGGAGCUUUCCCUGAAAUCCACAUUGCCCAGUUCCCUUUGGGAAUGGGUGCAGAAGGUGGUGUGGUCAAUAAGAAUGCUCAUAACAAGACAAUCGCACUGCAAUAUGACAAGGAUGGGAAGCUGCGGCAUGAUGCGAUUGCUCGGAUCGGGCAUGGCAAGGAUAAGAUUGUCCACACAAAACUGCAGAACACCAAGCAACGAGUGAUUGAUCCCGAGGAUCCGGAGCUUCAACGGCCCAGUCAGGAGGAGAUCGAAGAGACUAUAAGGAAGACCAAAGAGCAAAUCGAGAAAAUCACCAACGCCAAAGUUGCUUCAGCGCUCCCAGUUCAACAUGCCAAAAAGACCGAGCCCGCCCAAUAUAUUCGUUACACACCAUCUCAACAGAAUGCCGAAGGGGCAACUCAACAGAGGAUUAUUCGAAUGGUCGAGGCACAACGUGAUCCAAUGGAGCCUCCGAGAUUCCAGAUCAAUCAGAAGAUACCCAGAGCUCCGCCAAGUCCUCCAGCUCCGGUUUUGCACUCGCCUCCGCGGAAGGUGACGCAAAAAGAACAAGCGGAUUGGAAGAUUCCACCGUGUAUUUCCAAUUGGAAGAAUCCCAAAGGUUUCACGGUGGGGCUGGACAAAAGAUUGGCGGCCGACGGCCGAGGUCUACAGCAAGUUCAUAUCAAUGAGAACUUUGCCAAAUUGUCGGAAGCCCUUCAAUUGGCCGCCAGAACGGCGAGAGAAGGAGUGGAGGCCAGAAAUCAAAUGGAGAGGAGAAUUGCGGACAAUAAGAAGCUGGAGCAAGAGAAGAAGAUGAUGGAAUUGGCCAAGGAGGCGAGAGCGAACCGCCAGAACAAGAAGGUGGAUGAAGAAGAAGAUGAAGCCGUUCAACGAAGAGAUGAGAUCCGAAAGGAGAAGAUUGGUGAAAUUAGAAGGGAAAGGAAUCUAGUUAGAGGACGGCCGGAUGCAGCGGAGAAGCUGAAGCGAGACAGAGAGAGGGAUAUCAGUGAAAAAGUGGCAUUGGGAUUACCUGGAACUAAAGAUAAGGGCGGAAGCGAGACUCAAUUUGACCACCGAUUGUUCAAUAAAGACGCCGGAAUGGAUAGUGGAGGCAUGGAUGAUGAAACUUACACUGUAUAUGAUCAACCGUGGAGAGCCGAAAGCAAUGUUCAGAGCAUAUACAGACCACGUAAGUUGGCUUAGACAUUAAUUGAGGGAUUUUUGGAAAUCGAGUUUUGAAUAGUGUAGCUAUAAUACUUUUUAAGGGACAAUUUUUUGUCUACAGGAAGUUUAUUGCCUUAAGGUUUGUUAGGAUAUAUUUUUUGGAUAUUAGAAUAACUUUUUUUGACAUCAAUAUGUACCUAGUAUAAUAUAAAAUUUUCAGGAAAACAAGCCGAAAAUCCCUAUGGUGAUGAUCUGGAUGAAAUUGUCAAACAAAACAGAUUCCAACCCGACCGCGGAUUCAAAGGAGCCGAACCCGUCCCGGGAGCUGCGCCUCGAAAUGGACCGGUCGAGUUCGAAGCGGAUAAAGAUGAUAUUUUCGGUAUUGGCGAGCUCUUCAAAACCAAGGACAAGGAAAAAAGAAAGGACACUGAAGACUCAGGACCAUCGUCCAAGCGAAGCAGACAUUAA